Messenger RNA from Ichthyophthirius multifiliis, 219 nucleotides. RefSeq names its product response regulator receiver domain protein. NCBI's taxonomy places the organism in Eukaryota, Ciliophora, Oligohymenophorea, Hymenostomatida. The transcript has 2 exons. The record is from RefSeq and is a predicted model, not a curated record. Gene Ontology annotation, biological process: phosphorelay signal transduction system.
AUGGACAAUAAAAAAGUAUUAGGAGCCGAAGAUGACCCAUUCGCAUAAAAAAUGUUUACUAAUUUUGUAACUGCAGCAGGAGGUGUUGCAGAUAUUGCUGCAGAUGGUCAAAUAUGUUUAGAUAAAUUUAAAGGAAACUCGGAUGGUUAUAAAAUUAUAUUUAUGGAUUUGACAAUGCCUAAUAUGGAUGGAUUUGAAAUGAUGAUAGUGGAACUAUGA